Messenger RNA from Helianthus annuus (common sunflower), 780 nucleotides. RefSeq lists its product as uncharacterized. NCBI's taxonomy places the organism in Eukaryota, Viridiplantae, Streptophyta, Magnoliopsida, Asterales, Asteraceae. The coding region runs from base 1 to 780 and encodes 259 amino acids. The record is from RefSeq and is a predicted model, not a curated record. The transcript has 3 exons.
AUGGGUUUUGGACGUUUGCUAACUUUCAGCGUUGAUGGUUUGCCGGCUAAGUUAGGUUAUUUUGUUGUGGACAAUUUUAAUCCCGAUAAGAUGGUGAUAUGUACGCCUGCCGGUGAUAUCAAGGUGAACAGGAAAGUGAUACAUAAGUUAUUAGGGAUUCCGACUGGUGGACAAAAGUUUAGUUCGAUUGGUAAGCUGCCGAUGCUGACUGAUGCCAUUGCGGAUUGGAGGGCGAGAUACCCAGGGGCAAUGGUGCCUCCAACAAAGAUGGUGAAAAUGAUAGAUGAGUCCGAUGGCGAAGACAGUUUUGAUUUCAGGAUGGAUUUUGUAAUGUGUUUUGUGGCAGUGCUGGUUGAUUGUCAUAAACAAAGUUGUUUAUGGGAAGAAAUCUUAGAGUAUCUGGAUGAAGAAAUGGACUUUGCAACAAUAGACUGGUGUGACCUUGUUGUAGAAAAGCUGAGAACUUGCAAGGAUACCUGGAAUCGGCUUGACCCACAAAGUUUCUUCGUCGGUCCUCUAACGAUUCUGAUGUUGUUGUACGUUGAUAGCAUUGAGUGCACGGGGAUGGAGGUAGACAGUGCGGUGUGUCCUUUAGCUUUUUGGAACUUGAAAAGAUUGAGAGAGAGAGAAAGGCUUGAAAUCCUUGCUGGUAGGUUUGGAACAGGACGGUUUAAAGGAUUAACACGUCCCAGAAACUAUAACGUGGAACAGUGGGCAAGAGAGGUUGACGAUAGUACGACAGUUAAUAUACGUGACAAAGAAGAACAAAGUCAAAAUUGA